This is a messenger RNA of Alternaria alternata, 690 nucleotides long. Its product is annotated as Sm-like ribonucleo protein. Lineage: Eukaryota; Fungi; Ascomycota; Dothideomycetes; Pleosporales; Pleosporaceae. The record is from RefSeq and is a predicted model, not a curated record. The coding region runs from base 99 to 368 and encodes 89 amino acids. Gene Ontology annotation, molecular function: RNA binding. The transcript is spliced from 4 exons. Gene Ontology annotation, biological process: mRNA splicing, via spliceosome; maturation of SSU-rRNA. Gene Ontology annotation, cellular component: U6 snRNP; U4/U6 x U5 tri-snRNP complex; P-body.
UCUUCCCACUUUCAUACCCACCAGCAGCCGAAUUUGGGAACCGUCAGCUCACGCCUGAUCAGAAACUCACGAAGUCACACGUCACCAGAUUCAUCACCAUGUCCACCAACGGCGAAAGCCCAGCACCCGAAGCCGCCGGCGACUCAAGAGAUCCUAGCGGAUUUCUCAGCGAGAUCAUCGGAGCUCCCGUCACUGUCAAGCUGAACUCUGGCAUCAUCUACAAAGGUGAUCUCCAGUCAGUAGAUGGCUACAUGAAUAUCGCAUUGGAACGAUGCAAAGAGGUCUCCGAGGGACGCGUCACCCGGAAUUGGGGGGAUGCUUUCGUCCGUGGUAACAACGUUACAUACAUCUGCGCAGACAAUGCAUGAAGAACUAUGAAUUUGCAGUUCUUUUUGGAGGAGCAUCGCGGUAACAGGCCCCAUGUGAUGAUUGAUGAACCAUGCUAUCCACAUAACUAAGCGUCAAUGAGAGUUUGAACGACCAUUAUAAAAUAUGCACUCGACGCCUCCACAAACGAUGCAGGAUCAAGACUACUUGUCUGGCGGCGCAGCUGGUAAUAGUCGUGAGGGCCGAUCCUUUGUAAGAACUCACCUUCACUGAGCUGUACCCCAAUCUAGCCGUCGGUGACGACUCUAAACCUGUCUCUCGCACUCAACAAAAGCCACAUUCCACUUUCCCCUUCACCAUGUC